AACAUCUAACUGCCAGCUCAAGUCAUCAUCCUCCUUUCCCAAGUCCCUCUCUGUAGCAAAGCUCCCAUCAACCCAUCAACCCAUAACCCACCACCGUCCAACCUACAAUCCCACUCUCUCUCUCUCUCUCUCGCUCUCCCGCUCUCUCUCUCCGCACAGUCUCUGUCUGUCUCUCUCUCUCUUUCUCUUCGCUUUUGAUGCAUCUCUUUCCUCCAUUGCCAUUUAAAAUUCCUUUCUCCACCAUCUUCUCUACCUCACUCCCCAAGCUCGCCCGUUUCGACUCGACCGCCGGGUUCCGAUUUUCACACGCCUUCUUCUCUGCCGAUUCGACUCGCCAGUCACAGCCUCCGCCAUCUCCGCUGCCGCCGUGCAAUUCCAUGGCCGCAGCAUCGAAAUCCCUCAUUGGAACUGUCAACUCCGAAGAAGGCCUCGCCGGGAGGUUUUGGAUCAAGUCCCGUAGAGAAGCGUUAUUCGCUAUGUACACUCCUUUCGUGGUAUGUCUGGCUUCAGGGACUCUCAAACGCGAUACUUUCCGGCACUAUAUCUCUCAAGACGUUCACUUCCUCAAAGCCUUCGCUCAAGCGUACGAAUUAGCUGAGGAGUGUGCUGAUGAUGAUGAUGCAAAAGUCACUAUAUGUGAGUUGAGGAAGAGUGUAUUGGAAGAGUUAAGAAUGCAUGAUUCAUUUGUCCAAGAAUGGGGAUCUGACAUUGGCAAAGGGGAUCCCAAUUCUGCAACAAUAAGGUACACUGAUUUCUUGCGGGCAACAGCCUCUGGGAAGGUUGAAGGAGUAAAAGGUUGUGGUAAACUUACCACUCCAUUUGAAAAGACAAAAGUUGCGGCUUACACUCUAGGUGCCAUGACACCUUGCAUGAGGCUCUAUGCUUUUCUGGCCAAGGAGCUUCUGGCACUAUCAGAUCCUAGUGAAAGCAAUCAUCCUUACAGAAAGUGGGUCGACAAUUAUGCAUCUGAAGGUUUUCAGGCGUCAGCUCUGCAAAUUGAGGACUUGCUGGAUAAACUAAGUGUCUCUUUGACAGGCGAAGAACUUGACAUCAUUGAAAAGCUUUAUCGUCAAGCUAUGAAACUUGAGAUAGAGUUCUUUUCUGCUCAACCAAUUUCUCAACAAACUGUGCUGCCUCUGGUUAAAGAACAUAAUCCUGCAGAAGAUCAUCUCAUAAUAUUUUCUGAUUUUGAUUUGACGUGCACUGUUGUGGAUUCAUCCGCCAUUUUGGCAGAGAUUGCAAUAAUAACAGCACCAAAAUCUGAUCGGUAUCAACCUGAAAAUCAAAUUGUUCGGAUGUCGUCAGCUGACCUGAGAAACACAUGGGGUGUUCUUUCCAAGCAGUAUACAGAAGAGUAUGAACAGUGCAUAGAAGAAAUUAUGCCCUCAGAAAAAUUUGAUGAAUUUAACUAUGAAGCUCUGCGCAAGGCACUUGAGCAACUUUCAGAUUUUGAGAAAAGGGCAAAUUCUAGAGUGAUUGAAUCUGGAGUACUUAAGGGUCUAAAUGUUGAAGACAUAAAACGAGCUGGUGAACGCCUAAUUCUCCAAGAUGGUUGUGCUAGUUUCUUUCAGAACCUCGUAAAGAAUGAAAAUUUGAAUGCACAUGUCCAUUUACUUUCAUAUUGUUGGUGUGCUGAUCUUAUUAGGUCUGCCUUUUCAUCAGGUGGCUUGCAUGUUCUGAACAUACUUGCUAAUGAAUUCAUAUAUGAAGAAUUAAUUUCAAUGGGUGAAAUUGUCAAGAAGGUGGAGUCUCCUGUUGACAAGGUGGAGGCCUUCAGCAACAUCCUUAAAGACUCCGGCAAUGAAAAAAAGAACUUAACCGUGUAUAUUGGAGAUUCAGUGGGUGAUUUACUUUGUCUGCUUGAGGCAGAUAUAGGCAUUGUAUUUGGAUCAAGUUCAAGCCUACGGAGAGUGGGGACUCAAUUUGGUGUUUCUUUUGUCCCAUUAUUCCCUGGCUUGGUUAAGAAACAGAAAAAAUGCAGCGAAGCUGGCUCUUCUAAAUGGAUGGGGCUAUCUGGUGUUCUUUACACGGUGUCUAGUUGGGCUGAAGUACAAGCCUUUAUUUUGGGGUGCUAGUUUUGUAUUCUUGUUCUCGUGCACAUUUUCUCAUGGUUGCGAGGGCAGAGGAAGGAAUCCCAAAUAUAAUUACACACAGAUAUACAAGUUGGUGGCUAGUUUUAGAAUGGGCCACAGAUUGGCUGUUGUCUUAUCUUCCAUUCAGAUAAUAAAUGUUGUUCAGUUGGCUAGAUAUGCCGAUGAUGAGCAGAUAUAAGGCAACGGUGAAUUUAGAAAGAGGAAGUCCUGUCAUUUUGUCUGGCUGUUCAAAUAAUUCAGAUAAAGUGCUUUGCUUUCAUAGGUUACUGCCACUCCAUAGUUUCCAGGAAUGGCAAUUUAUUGAAGACUUGUAAAUUUUAGCUCAAUCUUAAUUGAUGAUGUUCUUGCUAGUCAUUACUUGAACCUGCAAUCUGUUUAUAUAUAUGGUCAAUUUUAACUUAUCUGCAAUUGAGUGUACAAAUAA
Malania oleifera is the source of this 2517-nucleotide messenger RNA. RefSeq names its product bifunctional TH2 protein, mitochondrial. The coding region runs from base 198 to 2075 and encodes 625 amino acids. Gene Ontology annotation, cellular component: cytosol. NCBI's taxonomy places the organism in Eukaryota, Viridiplantae, Streptophyta, Magnoliopsida, Santalales, Ximeniaceae. The transcript has 7 exons. The record is from RefSeq and is a predicted model, not a curated record.